Messenger RNA from Macadamia integrifolia, 2447 nucleotides. RefSeq names its product subtilisin-like protease SBT4.14. Bases 132 to 2363 code for a protein of 743 amino acids. The transcript is spliced from 11 exons. Lineage: Eukaryota; Viridiplantae; Streptophyta; Magnoliopsida; Proteales; Proteaceae. The record is from RefSeq and is a predicted model, not a curated record. Gene Ontology annotation, biological process: proteolysis. Gene Ontology annotation, molecular function: serine-type endopeptidase activity.
GUUUACGUUUCUUCUCCUUAUGAAUACUAUAAAACUUCCAAGCUAUUCCCUUAAUUAAUAAUGUUAACUUAAGACCCCCUCCCCCCCAAAACAGAGACAAAGCUCAAUUCAUAGAUACUGUAACUCUGAAAAUGAUAAGAAACAAAUCUACAGAGUCCUUUCAUCUCCUUCUUCUUCUUCUUGUCUUGGCAAGCUCUAUCAUCAUCAAUGGUGACAAGGAGAAGAGUUUUUACAUAGUCUAUAUGGGAGAUCGUCCUAACGCGAGAGAACAAGGAGUUCAGUCACAUAUAAAUAUCCUCUCAACCGUGAAAGGAAGUUCUAGUGCAGCUGAGGACUCCAUUGUUCAUAGCUACACCAGUAGCUUCAGUGCUUUUGCAGCAAAGCUAACCGCUGAUGAAGCCCAACAGUUGUCGAGUAUGGAUCGAGUGAUUUCUGUAUUUCCUAAUCGAUAUCACAAGCUUAGCACUACAAAAUCAUGGGAUUUUAUUGGAUUUCCUCUCACUGUAAAAAGAAAAUUGAAGAUAGAGAGUGACAUAAUUGUGGGUUUAUUGGAUACUGGGAUAACUCCAGAUUCUGAGAGCUUCAACGAUAAAGGAUUCGGACCUCCGCCGGAAAAAUGGAAGGGAACUUGUCGCCGCUAUGUUAAGUUCUCUGGAUGCAACAAUAAGAUCAUAGGAGCAAGAUACUUCAAGCUUGAUGGCACCCGUGACCCAUAUGACAUCUUAUCUCCAAUCGAUGUGGAUGGCCAUGGCACUCAUACAUCAUCCACACUUGCAGGAAAUCUAGUAAAAGAUGCCAGCCUUUAUGGCCUUGCAAAGGGUAUUGCACGCGGAGCAGUGCCCUCUGCAAGAAUUGCGGUUUACAAGGUCUGUUGGGAAAGCAGUGGAUGUGCAGAUAUGGACCUUCUGGCCGCAUUCGAUACGGCGAUAGCCGACGGUGUCGAUAUCAUCUCCAUCUCCAUUGGUAGUGGAAUUGUUGGGUACUUAAAUGAUUCCAUAGCCAUUGGAACUUUCCAUGCCAUGAAGAAGGGCAUCCUCACCAGUGCCUCCGCCGGCAACGGCGGCCCAACUCCGGGUACUGUAGAAAAUCAUGCACCAUGGAUUCUUACGGUCGGUGCAAGCGGCACGAAUCGGCAGUUUAGGAGUAAAGUCAUGUUGGGUAAUGGGAAGACAUUCUCUGGAAUUGGUGUGAACAACUUUUCUCCAGAACGAAAACUUUAUCCCCUCGUCGUUGGGGCUAAUGCCAGCAACGAUUCCAGUGACACUGCCAGCAGUGCGAGGUAUUGUAUAGAAGGCUCCCUGGAUUCUUCAAAGGUGAAGGGGAAGCUAGUCUACUGCGAGAUGUUGAUGUGGGGCGUUGAUUCCGCCGUCAAACUCGCCAGUGGGGUUGGCACCGUCGUAGAAAGCGACGCUAACCCUGAUACUGCUCAAAUUUUCAUGACACCAGGAACUGUAGUGGAUUCGAAAACUGGCAAAGCUGUCACUGAUUACAUAAACUCUACAAGAUCACCAUCAGCAGUUAUUUAUAGGACCCAAGAAGUUAAUGUUCCAGCACCGUUUGUGGCUUCAUUUUCAUCUCGUGGGCCUAAUCCUGCAUCCAUCCACAUUCUCAAGCCGGACAUUGUUGCACCGGGCAUUGAUAUCUUAGCUUCUUAUACCCUUCUCAAGUCUCUUACUGGAUUUGAGGGUGAUAAUCAGUACUCAAAAUUUACGAUUAUGUCUGGCACCUCCAUGGCAUGUCCUCAUGUUGCUGGUGUUGCUGCUUAUAUCAAGUCAUUCCAUCCUAAAUGGUCACCGGCUGCCAUCAAAUCUGCCAUUAUUACCACUGCCAAGCAGCUAAGUCCACGUGUCAACAAUGAUGCGGAGUUCGCAUAUGGUUCGGGUCAGGUGAACCCGGCUCGAGCUAUCCAUCCUGGUUUAGUAUAUGACAUGGAUCAGUUAUCUUACAUUCAGUUCCUAUGUCGUGAGGGUUACAAAGGCUCCUCCUUGGGCUUCUUAGUUGGUUCAAAGCACGUAAACUGUUCUUCUUUGCCUCCUUCAAAGGGAAGCGAUGGUCUCAACUAUCCAACCAUGCAGCUCCCCACGUCCAUGAAUAGAUCCUACACAACUGGAGUUUUCAGAAGGAGAGUCACCAAUGUGGGUCCCGCCGAGUCAGUGUACAAUGCAACCAUUAGAGCACCUAAAGGUGUUGUGAUCACAGUGAGGCCUGAAACUCUCUCUUUCACUCAUAAAAUAAAGCAAAGGAGCUUUAUUGUGAUGGUGAAAGCUAAGCGUAUACCUAAUAUGCAAAUGAGAUCAGGUGAGCUCGUGUGGAGAUGCUCUCAUUAUGCUGUAAGAAGCUCCAUUGUUAUAUAUGGUCCAUAAAGCUGCAGUUAAAUAUUCAUAACUGCAAGUGUAUUUUAUUAUCGUGAAUUUAUAUUAUUGGAUGGAAAUUUUCAAUUGGGUCAA